AGCAGUAUGUUACAUAAGGUCAAUUUGUUGAUGAAAUUGAUAACAUGAAUUGAUAACACCACUUCGAUAUAGUCGUUUAUAAGCGAACGUCGUCUCCCAUUGCAAAUAUAAAUCUUCGUUAUUCGAUAUUUUCUUAUGCAAAGAUUGUCUGUCGUUUAUUUACAAUCACAAUGCUUCACAGUGUUUCUACAUUACAAAGAGGCAUUUCUUACCAUGCUUCAAUAUUAAGUCGAUCGAUGCAUCUUUUAAGAAAUACAGCAUAUGUAGAUGGAAAAUGGAUAGAAGCAAACAAGAAGGUAACAUUUUCUGUUCACAAUCCAGUUGAUAAAUCUGUUAUUAAUGAUGUACCUGAUAUGGAUGUUGAGGACACACGAUUAGCAAUUAAUGCAGCAUUUAAAGCUUUUGAAUCUUAUCGUACGACAAGUGCAAAGGAACGAAGUGUUUUACUCAGAGAUUGGUAUGAUCUAAUGGUGAAACAUACAGAAGACUUGGCACAAAUUUUGACUAAAGAAAAUGGAAAAUCUCUUGCUGAAUCUAGAGCAGAAAUUAGAUAUGGAAAUUCAUUCAUUGAGUGGUUCUCAGAAGAAGCCAGAAGAGUUGAUGGAGAAGUAUUGCAAGGAGGAGAUCCUAAUAGACAUAUGUUUUUAAUGAGACAACCAGUGGGAGUAGCUGCUUUAAUUACACCAUGGAAUUUUCCACAUGCUAUGAUUACCCGCAAAGCAGGUGCUGCCCUUUCUGUUGGGUGCACAUGUGUAGUGAAACCAUCCGAAGACACUCCACUCACGGCUUUAGCCUUAGCUGAUCUUGCAGAACAGGCAGGCUUUCCUCCUGGAAUUUUUAAUGUGCUUACAACAAGUCAACAAAAUUCUCCUGCUGUUGGUAAAGAAUUAUGUGAAAAUCCUAUAGUACGAGUUCUCUCGUUUACUGGUUCAACACCUGUAGGAAAAAUUUUAUAUCGACAGUGUGCUUCGACAAUGAAGCGACUUAGUCUUGAAUUAGGAGGUAAUGCACCAUUUAUAGUUUUUGAUUCUGCAAAUUUAGACUUGGCUGUAACAGGUGCCAUGGCAAGUAAAUUCCGAAACACUGGCCAAACAUGUGUUUCUGCUAAUAGAUUCUUUGUUCAAGCUAGUGUAUUUGAUAAGUUUGUUGAAAUGUUUUUGGCAAAAAUAAAAAGCGAAAUUAAAAUGGGUGAUGGCAGUAAGAAAGGAAUCACACAUGGACCUCUUACUAAAGAAAAUCAGUUAAACAUUGUCCAUGGAUUAGUUACCGAUGCAGUGAAGAAAGGAGCAAAAGUGCACUGUGGUGCUACACCAUUACCGGAGUUAGGGCCGCUAUUUUAUGCUCCUACACUUCUAACAAAUGUAUCCAAAGAAAUGGAAAUAUAUAACAAAGAAAUUUUUGGUCCAGUAGCUGUUAUUAAUAAAUUUGAUAGCGAAGAUGAGGUUAUACAUAAAGCUAAUGACACUCCAGUUGGUUUAGCUGGGUAUUUCUAUUCGUCAAAUGUGUCACAAAUAUUUAGAGUAGCAAAAAAAUUAGAAAUUGGAAUGGUUGGUGUGAACGAAGGAUUGAUUUCUACUGCAGAGGCUGCUUUUGGAGGGGUAAAAGAAUCAGGUAUAGGAAGAGAAGGAUCUAGACAUGGUGUUGAUGACUUUAUUGAUAUAAAAUAUGUAUGUAUUGGAAAUACUAAUACUUACUCAUAAAAACUUUGCUAUAAAGAAAAGUUAAACCACCUGAUACAACAUUAUCUUAUAGUAUAUUCUUGUUUACUUUACCAACAACUUAGUAAAACAUUUAAGUAUGCCUAAGAAUAAUGUAUUUUUGUAGUACAACAAUUUAUAUGGAAAUAUUUUUGUAAUGUGUUAUUAUAUGUAAUGAUUUAGAAUAACUAAAUAAUAAUAAUGCAUUGUUUCUGUACAAUCUACGAUUUAUGAAAAUGAAUGUCUUCCAAUACUUUAUAGUUUAUAAAUUAUAAUAAUACUCCAAAUAAUACAAUGCAUAAAUAACAGAAUAUAAAUGUAAUGCAUUUUUAUAUCUUAUUUAUCUUAUGCAGUUCAUUAUAUUUUUGUAUUGUACAUGAUAAUUUAACUAGUAUAACAGAAAAUUCUUAAUAUAGUAUUACGUAUCUAUCUUUUUGCAUGAUUGACAUAUAAAUAAAGCUUAGAUUAAUUGUAAUUUAU
This is a messenger RNA of Hylaeus volcanicus, 2177 nucleotides long. RefSeq names its product glutarate-semialdehyde dehydrogenase (gene Ssadh). The transcript is spliced from 2 exons. The record is from RefSeq and is a predicted model, not a curated record. Bases 171 to 1700 code for a protein of 509 amino acids. NCBI's taxonomy places the organism in Eukaryota, Metazoa, Arthropoda, Insecta, Hymenoptera, Colletidae. Gene Ontology annotation, molecular function: succinate-semialdehyde dehydrogenase (NAD+) activity.